This is a messenger RNA of Penicillium salamii, 1353 nucleotides long. The record is from the annotation of a GenBank genome assembly. NCBI's taxonomy places the organism in Eukaryota, Fungi, Ascomycota, Eurotiomycetes, Eurotiales, Aspergillaceae.
AUGUAUGAACCGGCCACCCUCAGUCUACACCGCUUGAGUCGGCACAGCCUCCAAGAUCGAUAUGAAUCAGAUGAAGAGACUGUAUCGGAAUCCGAUGCCGGGGCUCAAGAUUUACUAUCCUCGCCUGUCGAUUCCCAGCGUGAGAUCUUCGAUUCAGAUCUCACCGACAACUCAUCACACAUGGACCAUGACUCGGACCGGGACGAGCGUCUCUUGUCGCUGCCAGUAACUAAACGGGCCCGGCCCAUCUCCACAGACACCGUGAAGAGGAACGGUAGCGCUGUCUUCAGCGAAGACGCCUAUGUGCUGAGUCCCGAGGAAGAUAUGGUCCUUGAACUACCUUCACCGGACUCUCCCAUUCAACUGGCAUCCAGUCUUUUCCUGCAGCCAUCCAUAUAUGCCGCUCCCAAGCCACGACAUGUCAAGACUAGAUCCCGAUCUCCCUCGCCAUCCUCUGUUUUCUCAGUAGAGGAGGCAGAUAUUCAAGUGGCCCAGAAGAUUACCUUCAUGGAGCCCCGAACCCGCCCUACCGUCGUUCUGAUCAACGCCCUGGGCUCACGAUCCAAGAGCUCCAAGUCUCGCCCUAGCCCUCGCUCACGGGAUAGCAGUCGACCUCGUCCUGCCACCAUGAGAUCAGACAGCCGCCUGUCCCUCCGUCCGGACUCACUGCUCAAAUCCAGGGUCCCUCUCCAAGAAAUUACCAACCCCCCAUCCAACGAGGACUUCGCUCCAACGGCAACCAUCAGCCGCGUCUCCGAUAUCCCUCCAGUCCCUUACCUCCCUGCUCCUCGCACCCACCCAGCAGGCCCUCGCCCCCGUCCCCGAACCUCCAGUUCAGACAUGGCAAUGCCACCACCUCUCAACGUGCGCACCCGUCGUCUAACCGAAACUCGCCCACCACUUUCCAUGCGCACCCUCAGCACCGCAAGCAUCACAUCUCGCCCAACAACACCCUUUUCACCAGAGGAAUCCCUCUCCACGAUUCAUGAUCACGAAAGUCUCCCUAGUCUCACACGCACCUGCAGCCCAGUCUCCAUCGCCUCCUCCCCAGCCAAACGCUCUACAAGCUCCUACAGCGUCUCCAACAUCCUCUCCAACCGCUCCCCACUCAUGCCCCGACGCAUGACAAGGAAGCAUUCUUCCUCCAGCGUUGUCUCACUUAGCAGCCUACGCUCCGAGUUCGAUCCCCGUGGUCCAGCCUCAUCGCAGAUCUCGGUGGUUUCCCAGCCUCCUCGUGCAGAUUCGACCCCUGUGCGUAAAUCCAGCCAGCGUCGUCAUCUCCGCCAUAAUAGCUUUGCACCCAGUGGUCGGGGCUUCCUGGGGUUGAAGCUCGGGAGGAAAAACAAGUCCUAA